UAACCUUCCGGUACUAACGUGCGGAUUGCGAGUCCGCAUGGCCGAAAAUUGGCCGGUAUUUUCCGAAGAAUUCCGAGUAGGCGGCUGUACCGCUCAGUACCUAUUGGGGGCUCCAAUUUAGUGUUAAGUGGUAAACAGAGUAGGGUGCUUCGUGUUGGAGUUAGGCUCUUAUGCGGACUCUCACUCCGCACGUUAGUGUUUAUGCUAAUUUUUUAAGUGGUUAAUAUGAAUUACGAAAGGGAACAACAAUAUCUUGGCCAACUCUUCGAUGAGGUUGCGACUGAUGAGGAGCCAUUUGAUGACGACUCGAGUUUGCAGGAUGAUGAUGAAGAGACUCAAGAUCAUAACACGGAUGAUGAGCAAGAUAUUGAUGACCCAAACAACAUCUUGGAUCUUCCAGAUGAAAUAAUGGAAGAAGUGGCGCACGAAAAAGCUGCAUAUUACAUUGGAAAAGAUGGCCAAACCAAGUGGAGAAAGCAUCCAGGAAAUUCUCAGGUAGGGACAAGCACCCUAAAUAUUAUCAAGUUUCUCCCUGGGGUAAAGGGAAAUGCAAAAGGGUUAAAAUUUGCCGCAGAGAUCUGGAGUCUGUUUUUCACAAAUGAAAUGUUGCAAGUCAUUGUUGAUAAUGCAAAUAUCUACAUUGGAAUGUGCAAUUUAAAUCCAAACAACCGAUCAACAAGGCCCACAGACAUUAUUGAGUUGAAAGCGCUUAUAGGAUUGCUUUAUAUAUGUUCGAUGUCAAAAAAUAGCCGGGUAAAUGCCUCCGACUUAUUUAGAACAAAUGGAACAUCCAUGGAAAUAUUUCGUUUGACAAUGUCUCGGGAAAGAUUCAGAUUUUUGUUGCAGUAUAUUCGUUUUGAUUAUAAAAAUACUAGAAUAGAGAGACAAAAAUAUGACAAAUUAGCACCGAUCCGGAAGAUCUUUGAUUCAUUCAAUUCUAAUUUGUCUAAAUAUUUUUGUGUUUCCGAGCUCACAACAGUGGAUGAAAUGUUGGUGGCAUUCCGAGGGAGAUGCAGGUUUCGAGUAUAUAUGCCCAAUAAACCUAACCGAUAUGGUAUCAAAAUGUAUUCUUUAGUGGACGCAAAAUUGUUUUACACUGCAAACAUGGAAAUUUAUGGUGGGCAACAACCGAUUGGACCUUAUAAAGUUCAAACUGAUAAUGUUUCCCUCCUUUCCCGUCUUUGUCACCCCAUCUCAGGAAGCAGCAGAAACAUUACCAUGGACAAUUUCUUUACCAGCAUGGCUGUUGCUAACGCCCUUUCAACAAAUCAUAAACUCACUAUUCUUGGUACUAUUAGAAAGAAUAAAAGAGAACUUUCACUUGAAUUUGUCCAACCUGCUAAACGACCCAACCAGAUAAGCAUGUUUGCAUUUCAAGACAAAGCAACCAUAGUAUCGUAUAUUCCCAAUAAAAAUAAAAAUGUGCUUAUGUUGUCAACUAUGCACCAUAAUGAAAACAAAAUAAACCAAAAAACUGGAAAACCACAAAUAAUAGUUGAUUACAAUCAAACUAAAGGUGGGCUUGAUACAGUGGACAAGAUGUGUGCGGCCUAUGAUUGUGUCAGAGCUACUCGUCGCUAGCCAAUGGUUAUAUUUUUUAUGCAACUUAAUACAGCUGGAAUAAACUCCUUCGUUAUUUUCAAGAUCAAUUCAAAAUAUAUGGAUGAUACACCUCGAAGAAUAUUUUAUUUUACCACUGCAGGAAGAGUUACCCAAACCAGAAACUGCAAACAUAAAACGACGCUGCUUUUAUUGUGAUAGAAAGAAAAAAUAGACCAACCAGAUUUAGCUGUGCAUACUGUAACAAACCUAUUUGUUUGGAACAUGCCAACUACAUGUGUAGUGACUGUAUGGUUGGUGAAUGUGACGAAGAUUGACGAUAUUAUUUUAGUCAGAGUUUAGGUUAAAAGUUUUAUUUUUGUUUUUUGAAAUGUAAUCAUCUUUUGUUUAUGUUGAAAGUUUGUUAGAAGUUC
Anthonomus grandis grandis is the source of this 1973-nucleotide messenger RNA. RefSeq names its product piggyBac transposable element-derived protein 4-like. Lineage: Eukaryota; Metazoa; Arthropoda; Insecta; Coleoptera; Curculionidae. The record is from RefSeq and is a predicted model, not a curated record. The coding region runs from base 226 to 1581 and encodes 451 amino acids. The transcript is spliced from 2 exons.